AUGCAGAAGUACAUCGCCUUCUCUGUUCCUUUUUGCUUCCUUGAUUCAUUUAUCGAUCGAUUUCAGAAUGGACGUCGACUUGGGCACGUUGACGCCUUCGCGGCUCUUCGCCAUGUACACCUCCAACCUCGUCUGGUCCCUAUUUCUCACUUCGACCGCACUCCACGCGGUUGCGCUCAUCACUAGUCCAGUGUAAGUUUCGUGCUGCGCCUUUCUUUAAACAACUACGGUAAUUUUCAAACGUGAGCGUUGCGAAAUUUGCGAAUUUCCCGAUUUCUGUGCUAAAUAAUCGAAGAAACAGUGGAAUUUGAUGAGAAAACGUUAUAAAUUAUCAGUUUUAGUCCAUUUCGGCAGGAUUUUCACUUCACUGACAAAACAUUCAUUCGACGACCUUCAAAAUGACUUAAGUUUCUCAAUUUUGCUUUGAAUUCGAGGGCUCUGUGCGCUCUAUUGCACUCAGAACGGGUAGAACGUCAAUAAAUAUCUAAUUUUCAUUUUCAGACAAGCCGUGUACAAAUGGGUCCGCCGACAGAGCAGCGACAGCGACACGCCGAUUCCGUACGUCUGCGCAGUCAUCGGGUGAGUUUCCUUGUCUAGCCUACGCGACCACACACCUCAAACAUCACACUCGUAUCCACCGGGGUUCUUUUUUUUCAAAGAUAUUAUCGUGUUGCCAAAUAACACAAACAAUUUUUUGCGACGAAACAUUUUAAAAAACCAGAAAGGUUCCAGUGGCAGUGUGUGAGAGAUUUCAAAUGCGAUUUUGAGUAAUAACAGUUUCUUUUUCCCGGAAAUUAAUUCUUGCCCGAAAUUUUUCAUAGAAUUUGAAUUCGCGAGCUCUCGCUGGCCUAGAAUGCUUAGUUUUGAGUUGUGGAAGAGAAACGACAUUUUCCAGAUCCGCGUUAUGGCUGCGCUAUUCGAUUUUCCUGCGAGACACGAAGCUGAUUCUUCUGCAGACGUACGCAGUCUCGAUGCAACUCUUCUUCGUCGCCGCCCUCAUCUUCUACCGUACCAAAAGAGUACAUAUCAUCUCGGGGCAUUUCUCUGCAAUCGCCUAAUCUGGCCGAACUUCUCAUUUUUCUUCAAACUCGACACGAUCUCCCAGGGCGCUCGUAAAUUGCGGAGUGUCGUUGUAACUUUUGAAAAUUUGCAGGUCUGAAAAAGCAGUUCAAUUCGAGUUUACGACCUUUAUUUCUUUCUUUUUGACUUGAAAAACGUCUAGAAAACAAUAUUUUACUGAUUGGAAACCGUUCUUUACAGAAUUUCGAGUUUUUCAUGUUUUUAGCGUCUUUUUCGCAUUUCGUCAAAACUUCAAACCUUUAUAUUUCUGCUCAUUUUGCAUUUCAUGAGCCCAACGAACGAUAAAAAUGUUCGCUGAAUCUUUCUUCACAAAAUUCAGGUUCCGGCGGUUGGUUUUCUUGAGUAGUUUUCAAAAACUACUCGAAAAACGUCAAAAUCCAGGCCAAAACCUUCGAAUCGAAAUAACUCGGCAAAUUCUCAACGAUAUGUGAGAUUUCUGUUACCAAAAUGUAGCUAGCGCUCUAAUUAUUCGACGCCAGGUUCCAGGCGUACAAAAAAUAGGUGUAUUGUGCAGAAAACAUGGAAAGAACGCGAACUCCCGUUGAAAAUUAAUUAAUCGGCCGCCACGUAAAUCGACACAGCCCGCCUGUUGCAAUUCCGCCCCAUUGAAAUCAUUCGCGCCCUGGGAGACCGUGCUCGACCCCGAGAAGAGCGCGAUUGCAAUGAAAAGCACCAUAACAAAAUUUGAACGGAAUCUUUAGUUUUCUGGUUCCAAGCUCACUUUUUAAAGUGUUUUCAUUCUGUUUCACGAGAAAACAUUUCAAAUGUUGACUUUUCUGGAAAUUUUUUAAUUGCAGCGAAAGCUAAUCCGUCUGAUGACGGGCAUCGGAGCCGCGAUGCUCCUUCUUUUCCUCUACAUCGGCAACAUGAACGACGAGGACGGCAAGGAGGUGAGUGUCUGCGUCUCCGCCCUCUCCGCACUCUCUCUCUCGCCUCCCUUUUGCAGUUCACUGGCCGUAUCGCGUCUAGCGCCCAAAUCGCCGGUUCUCUCGUGUGUCCCUACCUCAUCGUAUGUGUGUUUGUCUCGUUUUCCGUCGGACGGGGGUAUAGCUCAGGGGUAGAGCGCUCGCUUCGCAUGCGAGAAGUCUGGGGUUCAAUUCCCCAUACCUCCAAAUACGUUUUGCAGUACAAAGCCGUCUCCUCCCGAUGCAUUGACUUUGUGCCUCUCGCGCCCGUCGUCUUCACAUGGGUAAUGGAGCUUCACGCGAUUGUCUACAGCAUCGGAAUCGACGAUUUUUACAUGCUUGUAAGUCAAACUGAAGAAAUGGGCAAACGCGCUCUAUUGCACAUCCCGCCAAAUUAAAAAAUUCUAAAAGAAAACUGAUUCUAGCCAAGCGGCCGCACAUGAAACUGCGUAAUUUGAAUUUUCUGUUGGAAAAUUUCACCAUUUUUGUUGAAAUAACGCAAAAUUCAGUCGGCAGAAGCACAAAAAACCGAGAAAUUUGAAUUUGUUCUGGUGUUUUUCUGUGUUGCGCCUUUAAGAACCCGACCGAGGUUACUGUAGGCCCACACGAUUUUUAGAAAAUAUCAAAGUUUGCAGCUCGCCAACACAAUCUUCUUCUGCAUGGACGGCUCGCUGCUCUCAAUGUUCUUUGUGUUUCCGACGGAGAAGAAGAAGAAGAACGAACUGAAAGCGUCACCAGUGCCGACGAUCAUGUAACCCCCUAACUAAGAUUCUUGUGUGUGUGUAUUGGUCUGACAUCUCAGGUUUUGCCAAUAUCAUUCUCUCUCUCUCUCUGUCUCUGUUUCAAAGUAAACGGGUACCAGUUUCAUUUGAUAAGUGAAGAAUUAAUUGGGAGAAAAGGGCACGGGAAGCGGGGAGAUUUAGAGACGAAAAAUCGGAACAAAAAGAAGAGGAGAAGGGAGAAAAAGAAGAAGAAGAAGAAGAAGAAGAAGACGUUUAUCAUUUCGUCGCCUUAAUCGGACGAUUCUCCACCGCAAUCAUUAUCAUCUCCCCACCAAAAUCGAAUCCAUUUGGUACGUUUUCGUCUACUUCUUCAAGAAAAUCAAGUUUUGUUUGAACUUUCCCCCUUGCUUUAAUUAUAGACGAAUCCGUCACUUUUACUUGCCAUUCUCCUUUUCCGGCCCACCCGCCAAACGGCCAUUUCUGUCCUUCCCCUGACGCGUUCGAAUGAGCUGUUUCACCUCGACCAAACUUUUCAUUUCUCAUCAAGAGCAAAUCGUUUCCUCAGCAGUCAUCACUACUCAAACACUCCAAAAAGCCCAGGAGAAGAUCGAUAUGGCAGGAGUGACGGCGGUCGAGAUUCCGCAAUGGAUCCAGGAGAAUCAGGCCGAGUUUGUGCCGCCCGUCUGCAACAAGUGCAUGUUCUCGGAUCAGCUGAAGGUGUUCUACGUUGGCGGGCCCAAUCAGCGCAAGGACUUUCAUUUGGAGGAGGGCGAGGAGUUCUUCUUUCAACGCAAAGGCGACAUGAUUCUGAAGGUGAUCGAGAAGGGACAGGUACGGGAUUUGGUGAUCAAGCAGGGCGAGAUGUUCAUGCUCCCCGCGAGAGUCGAGCACUCGCCCCAACGCUUCGCCAACUCGAUCGGGCUUGUUGUGGAGCGAGAGCGGAAGAAUACAGAGUUUGAUUGUGUCCGAUUCCUUGUCGGAUCUUCGAAUGUGACGCUCUUCGAACGGUGGUUCUUCUUGACCGACGUCGUCAAGGAUUUGCCGCCUCUGAUCAAGGAUUUCUACAAUUCCAAUGAGUUCAAGACUGGUAAGAACGGAAUUGUGUUUUACCUACCGCACCCCAAUGUCUCCCUCCCUUUCAAAACGAUAUAUCUCUGCUGUGUGUCGAGAUAUCAAAAAUUUGUCAACUGAUAAAAUGUACAAAAUGUUCUGGUGAUCAAUUUGUCAGUUGACAAUUUUUUGCUAUCUCCACCGGCAACCAAGAUAUAUCGUCGGGAACUCUGACACAUUGUCCGCAAACAAGUGUACUGUUUAAGCGAAUUUUCAUUCAGGGAAGCCCGGAAAGGGAACAUUCGCGUGCAACGCACCGUACGAGGCGAGAUGGACCGACCUGCCGCAGCCGGUGAACAGAAAAGAGUUCAUCUACGAUCACAUCGGCGAAGUGAAGAACGGACCGGUCAAGAUCUACGGCGCGCCCGAGUACAAGACGGAAGUGAUGCUCCUCGGCGAGGGCUCGUACGACUUGGAGAGCGGAGCAGUCGAACUGCUCAUCUGGCUGCAGGAGAACACGUUCGCGGUGAUCGAGGAGAGCGGAUUCACGUACGCGCUCAAAUCGGAGACGUUGGUCCGGAUAAAGCCGAGCACCAAGUGAGAUUUUAAAUACGAAAACCUUCCAUCUCCACCCAUUCUUGUUUCAGAUGUCUUCUGAACGUGAAAGGCGGCUUCGCAAUCACCAUCCGAAUGCCAGCAUAA
This is a messenger RNA of Caenorhabditis sp. 36 PRJEB53466, 4459 nucleotides long. The record is from the annotation of a GenBank genome assembly. Lineage: Eukaryota; Metazoa; Nematoda; Chromadorea; Rhabditida; Rhabditidae.